UUUGCAACGUUCAAAAAUUAAUCAGGCACGACCGUGUUCUGUGCAACGGUCGCUGCAAAUAUCAUUUUUAGUUUUUCUUUACAUUUUCUAGUAAUUUAAGUGUAUUAUUGUAUUAUUUAUUUUAACAUCGUUACCCAACAAUGUCCGGCUUCUCCCAAUCGCUGGUUUUAGGUGACAGAACAUUGCAAUCACUCGAAAAUCAAGCUUCCAGACCCGUUCCCAACUCAACACCUCCCACUGCCGCCGGUCAUCGCUCUACUCGGUCCAGCAAGACCAUCCAACGACAGAGCAGUGAUGAGCAGCAAACGCUGGAAGUCAUCGAUGAAUCUCCAACCAAUUCCAGCCGACUGAAGGGCAAUGAAACGCGACACAAAAGUGUACGAGAACGGCUAAGAACCGUUAGCACUCAGUCGCGCUCUAGGAAGGGCUUACGUCGAAACAAAUCCGACUCGUUGACGUUGAAUGCUGCGGAAGAGCAGCAGCGGCAGACAAGUAAAAAAGCUCGCAGCGAGAGCCGGGAACCGAUCAGCUUGGUUGGAGAUAAUUUCUCGGAAAUGUUCCGCAGUGAUAUUCGCUUCGAUGGGUUGUCUGGGCGUCAGCAAGUGGAGAAGAAUUCCGAGGAACAUUCGCAGAAGGAAAUCAAUAUUUCGAAACUACUGGAGUCGGAUAUAUGUUUUGAAAUGCCGGUUACAUCUGGGCAUAAGGACACAACAGCAAAUAAAACUAAACAUUCACGGUACAGUAACGAAUGCGCAGAUAUCUUUGGAAGCAGCGACUUUUCCAUGGAUUUGCAGCCUCGCAGUCAAAGUCUUGUUGAGACGGUACACGAAUCUAAUGGCUACGAGAAUUUGUUUGACAAGAGUGUCUUUACCCUAGAAGCUCCCACCAAACCCAUAAAAAAGAUGGAACCAAUGAUCAGCAGUUCGAUCAAUAAUUUUAUAUGCAGUGAAGAUUUGAUGGAAUUUUCCGGUCUUCAAGAGUCUUUACGUGUCAAAGAAGAUGACUUAGACGUUCAGGAUGUUUCUGCGCUGGUAGAAAACGUCAACUUUACUCAAAUUCCUGUUGCCGAUUCGGCAUCAGAGCGGCAAAAAAUUGACGAUCUGCUCAGUCAGGAAGUUGAGCGAUCGAAAAAUACCGUCCUAGAAUCGCUAAGGAUUGACAACCAUUCCGCUCAAAAUGCGACAAUCAAUCAAACGAUAGCAGCUGCCUCAUCGUCCUUUCGAUGCCAGCUGGAAAAAAGUCAGAGUUCUGUCAGUGAACCGAUGUCGUUGAAUGUUUCGACAAACCUUCGACUCGUAGCGAAUUGGGGUCUACCGGCAGCCGUCAUCAAAGCUUAUGCUAGAAAGGGAAUUACCGAACUGUUCCAGUGGCAGGCGGAUUGCCUUGCCAAUGCAAAGGUGAUUCUGGAAACGGCCAAUCUGGUUUAUAGCGCUCCCACGUCCGGUGGUAAGACGAUCGUAAGCGAGUUUCUGGUGGCGAAAACCGUCGUAGAGAGAAAGAAGAAAGCGAUCGUCAUUUUGCCGUUUGUGGCGGUUGCGCGGGAGAAGAUGUUCUAUCUGCAGGAAAUUCUAUCUCCCGCGGGAAUCCGCGUAGAAGGCUUCUUCGGUGGACAUACGGCUCCCGGAGGAUUUGAUAGUGUGGAUGUGGCUGUAUGUACUAUUGAAAAAGCCAAUUCGAUCGUGAACCGCUUACUUGAACAGCAAAAACUGUCCGGUCUUGGACUGAUUGUGGUGGAUGAGGUUCAUUUAAUAGCGGACCCUUCCAGGGGUUACAUACUGGAGCUGUUGCUGACAAAGAUUCGAUUUGUGUGUGCCAAACUAGGUGAACGGAUUCAAAUCGUAGCCAUGUCUGCGACUUUGCCUAACAUGGAGCUGCUGACGGAGUGGUUAAAGGCGGAACAGUUUCAAACGGAUUUUCGUCCGAUUGAAUUGAAGGAGAUGGUUAAACUUGGUACUUGUAUCUACGACAAUCGGGGGAAACUGAUUCGAAAAAUAGACACUGAACCGUUUAAGGAUAUCAUGCGAGAUCAGGAUAAUAUCGCUCAGCUUUGCUUGGAAACGAUUCUAGAAGGAUGCUCCGUGAUCGUAUUUUGUCCUUCGAAGGAUUGGUGCGAACGUUUGACUCUACAUCUUGCCGAGUUCAUUUAUACGUUGCGGAAAUCAGAGUCCGAGCUGAGUGAAAAACUGCGCUCCGAGAUGGAUCAGAAGAAGCUAGAGGAAGCACUUGCUCUGCUGAAGGAUUGUCCCACCGGCUUGGAUAUGGUGCUGGGAAAAACCGCUCGUUACGGUUGUGUAUAUCAUCACGCUGGAUUAACGACGGACGAGCGGGAUAUUAUUGAAAGUUGUUUCAAGAAUGGCACGUUGAGAGUAAUCGUGGCAACCAGUACUCUUAGCAGUGGCGUGAAUCUGCCCGCUAGGAGGGUUAUCAUUCGGACGCCACUCUUCGGUGGGGCUCAGAUGAAUCCACUGACAUAUCGGCAGAUGAUUGGUCGGGCUGGCCGGAAGGGGCGGGACGUGCUGGGUGAAUCAAUACUGAUGUGUGAUGCUCAAAACUCGAAGACCGGCUGGGGACUUGUGAAAGCGGAGUUGAAACCGAUCGCUUCCUGUCUGGAUGGAGAUGGACAUAGUCAUCUGAAGCGUGCUAUUCUGGAGAUCAUCGCAUCCGGGAUGGCCUGCACGACCACCGAUUUGGAAACGUUCGUCAACUGUACUCUCUAUAGUUGCGAGAAAAAGUGCCCAUUCAGCUUCAAUUUGGACACCCUAGAGCGAAGUCACCGGAAACCGGGACGGACCAUGACUGGCAGCGAUCGCGAUGCUGAUCAAACUGAUAAAACCGAUUCCAUUGCCAGUUGCGUUCGAUUUCUGUUGGAAUACGAAUUCAUCCGGAUGCAACACAAUGAAGAAACCGGAGAAACCCUGCUGACGGCAACGCAGCUUGGCAGUGCGUGUCUUGCCGCUUCAAUGCCACCGCGAGAUGGUUUCCUGCUGUUCAGCGAACUGCAAAAAUCUCGACAGUGUUUCGUGUUGGAAACAGAACUGCAUGCCAUCUACCUGGUGACGCCCUACUCCGUUAGCUAUCAGUGGCAGAGCAUUGAUUGGAUGGCCUAUCUAACGCGUUGGGAGAAACUACCCGAGCCGAUGAAACGGGUCGGAGAAUUGGUGGGUGUGCGGGAGGCUUUCCUGGUGAAGGCACUACGCGGGAACGUUAACUCGGAUGACUAUCAAUCGCUACAGAUUCAUAAGCGGUUCUAUACGGCACUGGCUCUUAAGGAACUGGUGGAUGAAAAACCCUUGAGCGAGGUGGCACAUGAAUUCGUAUGCACUAGGGGGCUUUUGCAGAGCUUGCAGCAGGUGGCGGCUACUUUUGCAGGAAUCGUAACAUCGUUCUGUACCUCACUGAACUGGAACCUGCUGGCGAUGAUCGUGUCUCAGUUUAAGGAGCGUCUAUUUUUUGGGAUACAACCUGAUCUGCUCGAUCUGAUGCGGAUUUCUAGCUUGAAUGGACAACGAGCACGUAUGCUGUUUAACGCAGGUAUCACCGGACUGCUGGAGCUGGCCAAUACCGACCCGUUGGCGGUGGAGAGAAUUCUAUACACGAGCGUCGGUUUUCAAACCGAGCAAAAACGGGAGGGCGAAGAUGAAUUUGAGGCUCGCAGAAGAAACAAUCUGAGAAAUCUGUAUGUCACAGGACGAGCGGGACUGACGGUAACCGAUGCGGCUCGGUUGUUGGUCAAAGAAGCUCGGAACUAUAUUCAACUAGACACGGGGGUUCGUAAUCCGGAUUGGCAGGAUGAUACUGGAGAGGGGGCAGACGUUGAGCCUGUCGUUGCCGACAGUGAGACUGUGCCGGUGUUGGAACAGACAGAAGAGCAACGAGAUCAAUCGAGUCGCAAGCAAGCGUCGGUAGCAUCGUUUGAAGUUUCCGAAUCGGACAGUAAUCGGGCAAUUGAGCAGUUUCAUAAUUCGCUUAUAAUGAACUUCUCGCAUGUGCUGAGCGAAGACAAAACUUCGAAUUCUCAGGGUGGAAAAUAUGAUAGUUUUAAGAUUGUAGAGCUGUGUGUAGAUUUGUCUCUGUUCCAGCGGUUCCGCGAAGAACUUGAACAAGUAAGUUCGGUUGGCGUUGCUUUUGCCGUUAGUAAAUUCGAUCGGUCAAAAGCGGUUAUCGGUGGUAAUUUGUUGAUCAAUCAGCGAACUAAAAGCGAACAGGAAGACAUCCUGAAAGCUUAUCAGUACGUGUUUGAAGAAAAUUUAUACAUCAGUGGAGUAGCUUUUACGUUCCCAGAACCAAGUAGCGACACACCGGAGAAUGCCGUCUAUUACUUGAAUUUACGGAAAGACGACCGAAUCGAUUGUAGUUUGAAACAGCAGCUUGUUAGAGACUUAUUUCAACGCAAUAAUCUCACGGUGGACAUCUUUGAUGCAAAAGAUCAACUAAAAAUGGUAUAUAGAAGUGGAUUGCUUACGCUGGACCAGGAGCUUACGGUAAACAUACGUGACCCGAAGGUAGCUAAUUGGCUUUUGCAGGCUGAGGAUAAGAUCAUCCCACUGCAGGCGAUGAUUCAACAAUACUGCCCGGAAAUGUCUUCCAUAUGCCAACUUGCUGGCCGCUGUCCAGGCUCCAUUGGCCCCGCGCUCCACUACAUGAGUGCAAUCGAUGGACGAAUUAGAUGCACCGUUGAAAGUUUCCUCGUCCAUCACAUGAUCACUGCUCAGCUGGAACAGUUCGAGCAUCUGGAUCGACCGCAAGACAUGCUAACAACUUUUUCCAACCGAGAAAUGCCACUGCAUCUAACGCUGACCCGAAUGGAACUGGUUGGUUUUCCCGUUGACCGUAGUAAACUGAACCGACUGAUUGAACGACUCCAGCAAGCAAAGGAACGAAUCGCGGAACGGGUACGACAACUGAAUGGUGGUCGUAAGCUGGACUUUGCUUCGACCAGUGACGUGGCGGCUGCACUGAAAGUCCCACGAGAUCGUAAUGGACGGACCAGAACGACCCGUCAGGUGCUGGAACGAAUUGAUUCCCCGUUGGCUGCGCUUGUGAUUGCUUACCGAAAGAUUGAGAGUAAUUUAGGCAGAACUAUCGAGCCGUUGUAUCGAGCGAUUCGCGAUGGGAAACGAAUCUAUGGAACAAGUUUUUGUUUCACCUCCACUGGACGGAUCACAAUGCAUGAACCGAACCUGCAAACAGUGGUCAAAGAUUUCACGGUCGAAAUCGACCCGGGUAAUGCUGAGGUAUUCAGCUGUCGCAGCACAUUUGCUUGUUCGGAUCCAGCAAGAGUUCUUCUCUCCGCUGACUUCUGCCAACUGGAAUUAUGUGUGCUAACCCAUCUAUCACAGGACCGAAAACUGCUAUCCGCUAUGAGUGACGGGAAAGAUGUAUUCCGAAGCAUCGCCGCUAGAUGGAAUCGAAUUCCGGACGAUAGUCAGGUUUCCGAUGAGCUGAGGAAUUGUACCAAAGCGAUCGUGUACGGAGUAAUCUACGGCAUGGGAGUUAAAGCGAUGGCCGCUGAGUUGAACGUGGAAGAGGACAUGGCACGUACAUUGAUGGAACAGUUUCAUUCCACCUAUCCGGAUAUUCGGCGGUACGCUGACAAGGUGAUACAGAUCACGAGAGAUCGUGGAUAUAUUGAAACACUGACCGGGCGAAGGCGCUACUUGCCGGCGAUUCAGAGUUCGGACCCUAAGAAACGAUCGGAAGCGGAACGGCAAGCCGUUUGUACAACUGUGCAGGGUUCCGCUGCUGACAUCCUGAAGAAUGCAAUUCUACGAAUGAUGCGGAAUCUUUGCAAGUAUCGGGGAUCGUUGCGAUUGGGGCAGGUUGAGUUGGUGUUGCAUAUGCACGACGAGCUGAUUUUCGAAGUGCCUCGUGAGCAGGCGCGCAAGGUAGCUAAAAUUUUGAAAUCCAGCAUGGAAAAUUGUGCCAAACUCAGUUUACCGUUGAGGGUGAAGGUAAAAAUGGGACCCAGUUGGGGUGAACUACAGGAGUUUCAGGUGUGAUAUUUAAUUGUAAAUAUUGUUUUCCGUUUUAUGUUGUUUCAAGAUUGAAAGACUGAUAUAAUUUGAGAG
This is a messenger RNA of Topomyia yanbarensis, 6068 nucleotides long. It is a transcript of the gene DNApol-theta, whose product is annotated as DNA polymerase theta. Gene Ontology annotation, biological process: double-strand break repair via alternative nonhomologous end joining; DNA-templated DNA replication. NCBI's taxonomy places the organism in Eukaryota, Metazoa, Arthropoda, Insecta, Diptera, Culicidae. Gene Ontology annotation, molecular function: DNA binding; ATP binding; DNA-directed DNA polymerase activity. The record is from RefSeq and is a predicted model, not a curated record. Bases 141 to 5999 code for a protein of 1952 amino acids. The transcript is spliced from 8 exons.